Messenger RNA from Letharia columbiana, 1719 nucleotides. RefSeq lists its product as uncharacterized. The transcript has 4 exons. Gene Ontology annotation, molecular function: oxidoreductase activity, acting on paired donors, with incorporation or reduction of molecular oxygen; heme binding; monooxygenase activity. The record is from RefSeq and is a predicted model, not a curated record. NCBI's taxonomy places the organism in Eukaryota, Fungi, Ascomycota, Lecanoromycetes, Lecanorales, Parmeliaceae. The coding region runs from base 1 to 1719 and encodes 572 amino acids.
AUGAACUUGACCUUUGUGCUUGCCAGCGUCAUCCUCGCCUUCUUGUCUUUGACUUUCUUCUCUGUCAUUUCAACCUACAACACGGCGCGUAAGAUUGCCUUACCCGUCAUCAUCAGUCCUGUAUCACCUUUGAAUCCGCUAUGGAUACUGACUUACAGAACAUUUCCCUUCGUACUCUUGUUGAAGCAUCUACCCUUCGGCCUUGGGAAAUGGGCUAGAUGCACAUACAUGGGCUGGACUUUUCAUGACAAGCAUGCUUUACACGAUGAGCUUGGCCCUGUGUUCAUUGUUGUUACGCCUAGUGGAAACGAAGUCAGCGUCGCAGAUCCUCAAGCCACGCACACCAUUCUCUCGCGCCGGAAAGAAUUCAUCAAGCCAGCUGUCAUGUAUGAACAGCUCAAUGUCUUUGGUCGCAAUUUGAACACUGUCGAGGGCGAAGACUGGCAGCGUCAAAGGCGGCUUACGGCUCCAAACUUCAACGAGAGAACAAGCUCGCUGGUAUGGAAGGAAGCUCUGAGGCAAGCACAUGACAUGGCCCAAUUUUGGGCAGAGCAAGGAGCAGAAGGCACAAGGGAAACCGUGGCAGACACCGCAACGCUAGCACUACACGUACUGACCUGCGUUGGAUUCGGUCUCUCUUAUUCUUUCCACCAUGGGGUCCGCGACUUGUCUGACGGGCAUAGCAUGACCUAUCGGGAUGCUCUUUCUCUGUGUCUACGCAACAUUAUAACUUUCGCCAUAUUUCCAAAGAAGGUUCUGACCCUGUCUUUUCUUCCAAAGAGACUGAGGAGUCUCGGUGUCGCGACCCAGGAGUUCCAGAAAUAUAUGGAAGAGAUGCUGACGCAUGAACGCAACAUGGCGGCAAAACGUGAACAUGGGACUGGGAAUUUAAUGGGCUCACUUGUGCGAGCCUCAGAGGAGGCCCAAAAGUCUAGUGAUAUAAACGACUCCACCCGUCUAGGCCUCACUGACGAGGAAAUCUUUGGCAAUAUCUUUGCUUUCAAUCUUGCGGGGCAUGAAACGACCGCAAACACUAUGGCUACUUCGCUCGUGCUGCUGGCUGCGAACCCUGAAUGCCAAGCUUGGCUCAUAGAAGAGGUCCAUCAUGUCUUAGGGAAUUCUGGUGGCUCAGGAGGUUGGAAGUACGAGGAAAGCUUCCCUAAUUUAGAACGAUGCCUUGCUGUGAUGUACGAGACUCUACGUCUGUAUGGCUCCAUAGUCUUCAUCCCGAAGUCAACCGGUUUUCAUUCCCAAAGCCUCGCUCUGGGCGACAAAACGUAUAUACUUCCUUCAAGUACGGCGAUCAACAUCAACGUACAAGCUCUCCACACUGAUCCUCAAACUUGGGGUUCGGACGCCCUCGACUGGCGUCCGAGUCGCUGGCUCAGAGCUUCUUCUCCCACAUUCAGCAGCCACGGUAAUCAUACAUUGCCGAUGGCAGAGGAAACUUUCAUUGAGCCCGAAGCCGGAACUUUCAUCCCCUGGGCAGAUGGUCCACGAGAAUGCGUCGGCCGAAAAUUCUCUCAGGUAGAAUUUGUAGCCGUUCUGGCGAGCCUAUUCCGGCAAUACCGCGUGAGGCCGGUAGUCAAGAACGGAGAAGGCGAAGCGGAUGCGAAGAGGGCGCUGGUGCGUAUGGUUGAUGAUUCGGCUAUCUCAGCUAUCACGCUACAAAUGCUGGAGCCUCGAAGUCGCUCGCUUAGAUGGGAGAGACAGAACUGA